CAAGAACUCACCGCCAAGUACAUGGAUAGUUCUGCCUGAUGGCUGGGGCUGGUAGACUAGCCCGCUCUGUUAUUAGGGGGUCAGUCGGACAUCACACACACACACACUUCCAAUGACUCACAGCAUCCAGCAGGCUAGAGCGCAUGUUUCGUGAAAAGGUGGUCAAUGCAGUUACUUAAGGUCAGCAGGACAUAGGUCUGUGGUGACAUAAAGCCAUUGCAAGUGCUGUGAGUGAUGUACUUGGUAGCGUCAGUUUGUGUGUGUGUGUGUGUGUGUGUGAUUUGUCAUUACGAUGUCCUCAGGGCCGUGCAGGACAGGAUCUUCUCACAAUCUGAUUAGCUAGCUUUCAUUUGAUAGCAGCGGGCAGCAGGCCCAGGGACAGAGCUAAAAACAGACCCACCAACGAGGGAGUGAAAGGGAGUGGGAGAUUGUUUCAGGAGCAACAGACGACCAGUGAAGUUUGUUAUGGCUGUCACACUGUAGCAGCAGAAAUAUUGUUGAACAAUGUCAGCUCAGCAGAUUACUGGCUACAUGACAUUUGUAAUUUCUUUCAUAUAUCCCUUCGACUUUGCCUGUUAUUUUGUUCAUUACAGUGGAACACGGUGUAAUCAAAUGAUUGACGUAUUAUCACCAUGUGCAGUUGAUGCGACAAUUGCAUUAUAUUCAUGUUUUUGUUAAGUAUAUUGUUAGCAGCAGAUUAUAAUUUGCUGAUUUAUGUUAGCAUGGUGCACCUUUAAUUUGAUACUAUUGCUUAUGAUCUAAAGAAGCAAGCAAACAAGACGUAAGUAAGAAUUUAAGCUAUUUCUGUGUAGUUAAUCUUAAGCUUGUCUUUGUAUCUGAUUCUAUAACAAAAUAAGCUGAAUGAUUUAUGCAGUUUUGCUCCGGCUAGGAGCAGGACUCCCUGGGAGUCAACACUGACAUCUCACUGCAGGAGGCCGUGCUGCUAGGUUCACCGUGGGGGGGGGGGGAGUCACUGGAGAACCAGAACCAGGACUGAGAGGAACAGACUGUCACACUGCUGCAGUAAAACGAGAGGUUUUCCAAAAGCGACGCUGGUGCUCCUAAAGACAAUGUUUUUUUUGUCAACAGCAGCCUCUGCAGAUGAAGGAUCUCCCUCUGGUAAGAAGCUGUCCUCCCCUCCGCUGCCUCCUCCAACCUUGCCAGUCUGGUGGUCGCCUGGCUCCGGUACACCUGCUCACACACGUACACACACAGAGGAAUGAGAUGUGGAGUGUUGCUAUGAAGGAGGCGGAUCUACAUGAAGGACAGCACAUCAGAGUCAACUGUGGUGGAGGAGGGGGAGUCACACACAUCGGGACAAGAACAUGACUCGAAGAUGAGCGGCGCUCAGGCUGAAGAGAAGGACUCUCCUCCACCCGAGGAGCUGGAGUGUAAAAUCUGCUAUCAACGCUACAAUGCCCACAACCGCAGGCCUAAGGUCCUGGACUGCCUGCACCGGGUCUGCGUCCGCUGCCUCAUCAAGAUCCUGGACAUCGCCGACGGGACGGACUUCAUCUCCUGCCCCUUCUGCAGACACCAGACUGAGGUCUCAGAGUACGAGGUGUCAGCCCUCCCCGACGACGCCAUCAUAAUGUCCCGUCUGGCGAUGCGGGACAAAUCCUGGAGCUCCGACAAGAACAGGGAGGUGCUCCUGACUCCAACGAGUUUCUCCUCCUCGAGCCCAUCCCGCGACUCCUCCAACUGCCUGGUCAUCACCAUAAUGGAAGUGCAGGGGGAGGCGCAGCGCUCCCCGAGCAGAAACGGAAGCUCCGACGUCUUCGCCGAGCAGAGCCUGGACUCUGUGUCGAUGGGCUCCAACGGGCUGGCGGAACAGGACGCCCUGUCCAAGUUCUGCAAUCACGUGCCACGCAUUCUGGUCUGGCUGCUGGGCUUCUUAUACUUUGGCUCGCUGCCUCUAGGAAUCUACCUGCUGGUGAUCCAGAGAGUGACACUGGGCAUUGCUUGCGUUAGCUUGGUGCCGUCGAGUCUGACAGUUUGCCUGGUGUACGGGUUCUGCCAGUGCCUGUGCCAGGGCAUGUGUGACUGUUACUCACGGGGAUGACUGGACGGGACAAAGGCAGCUGCACUGAACAGGAAUUUUGAUGUGCUUUUACCCGUCGGUACCUAUGAUGCCAACAGUUGACUAACUCAUAAUGGGCCAGUGCAGGGACCUUGAGUAUUGGCCCACUGCAACUCAGAGCCCACAGGAUGCGUUGGUUUGAGCAGGGGGGGGGGCUAUGCCUAUAUUUCUGGAAGAUAUUUCUACCCCUAACAUUUGUUGUGUGCCGUGUGUAUGACUUACUGUGUCAAAUGGUUUGAGAGCAGACCUUUCAUGACGACAGCACAGAGUCCUUGGCCCUCAUUUUUUUAAGACUGACUAUUCAAGUCCGCCACAGAAACCAGUAACGUAAGAUGAGUAUUAACUUUGUACUCCUAGGAUGCUCUUCAGUUGAUUAACAAACGCAUUUAAGCAUUCCUGGAUGAUUGGGAGUAUCCGGAUGACAAAAGAGGAGGGAGAUCUAAGUUGUAUCCGACUUUGGACACCACUUGAAAAAAGCUGAUUACUUCUUUUUACAGUGAGUGUUCCUCAGGUCCCUAAGCCAGCACUGAUAACACAUGUUACCAAAAUAUCUCUCCUCCGUGCAAGUUGAACAAAAGAUGGGUUUUAUGGGUUGAAUCCUUGUUGAAACUCGAUUCAUCCAAACGUCCCACAGUUCAUGAAACUGCGUAAGUAGAGCUUCUCCGAUUUCAGCGUUUUGUUAAACAAUCACAGGAAAUGGCUUGUAUGUUUGAAAUGUUUCUAUGUGAUGCGUCAAGGACUGAAUACUAAUAGCAACCAUAGCGAUUGUGAAUAGCAUAAUAUUUGACCUAAUCAACCCUCACGGCGAGCUUUGGCGGCUAUGGUCUACAUGCGGUGAGGUUGUGAGCUUUGCUUUUCUUAAUGUGCCCUGCUCCUCUUUCUCCCCCUGCAUUAUUACAUUGACUGGAUUUAGCACAUCUGAGGCAGAGACCAGACUCAUAUCUCAGGUUUUUUGAUAAGCAACAACCCUCCUGUUCAGUUCCUUGUCGUCUUGAUUUAGUCUGCUGAAGCUUUGCGGGGAAUGAAAAGUAGUUGAGACCAAAACGUACAUUUCAGUGUGAUAGAAUCUUUGGAGACAUCUUGAGUUGCUGCAGUCGUACCCAAAAACAGGUGGAAUUUAAGGAGAAAUGAAGAAAAAAGGUUAUGGCUCUAAAUGAAAUGUUUCAUUAUGUUUCAUUAUGUGGGACAUGGUUUUCAUGGGCAUGGCGGUUUAGAACUUGAUGGCAUUCUCACUACCUGGAGCAAUUAUGCACAAGUGAUUUUAACUUGUAGGAGUCAACCAUUUCUGUGUAAUGUUGAUAACUGAGGACCCAGGGCUUAAGAUUGAAAUAACAAACUUCAGAUAAUUAUGUUUCUCAUGAAAAAAGGAAAUGUAGGAUUUUGGAGAAAAAAAAGUGUUUUUUGUGCUAAACCAUUGCUCUAAAACGUGUGGUUAGUCCUGUUCAUUCUCUCAUGUGGGGCUCUACAUUCACUCCGUGCUUUCUGUCACUGUCUCUGGAACCACUCCCUCUGUGUUUGCCUGUGUUUCUCCUUUGAUUGACAGCAGCAACUCUCAGACUAGUGCUACACUUCUGGUUUCAGAAGCUACUAGACAAUAAAAUAAAUGGAGAAUUAUUUUCUAUAUGUUGCUUGUGUGCUUUUGUCUGCCGGCUGACUCACUUCACAAGAGUCAACACUGCUGUCGUCAAAGGUCAAUCUUGCAAAGUGUGUCUCAUCCCCUCAACGAGGCAGGAUGCGGUUUGUCGAUGCCGAUUUUUGUUACACUUCAAACAAACAAAAUCCCACAGGUGGUGGCUUAUUUGGGAAAAAACAGGGCAUUUUAAUCUCUAAUCCACUGGAUGUGUAAUGUCUCUUGGUCCUUUUGUUUAUUUUCUCUUAAUAUUCUUUAAACCUUCACAAUAGUGGUGAGAUCUGGCUCUACAAGAUUACUUUUAUAGUGCACCAAAAGAAUAAAAACAAAACAAUUUAUUUCACAUAUAAUGAUGGUAACCGAGCAUGAUAGUAUUUCUAACUCAAAAGAGAUCAAUCAGCCUCUUAUCUAUCAUUUAGGUUGAGUUGAGAGAUAAUAAAGCAACAAAGUGCUAAAUCUGGUCAGAGACAAGGACAAUAGGGAGUAAAAGGAAAAAAGGAAACAAAAUCGAAAGAGAGAUGAGAGACAGUGACGGCUGUUAGAACAAGAUUUCCUUUUCUGCUGGAGUUGGCAGAGCAGUAAGACGGAGUCCUCGUCAGUGGAGCGUUUGGCCUGCUGGUAACAUCUGACAUCAACAGGACUCUGCCUUCAUCUUUCUGAGCUGAGUGGCAGGUUACACUUCAAGGAAAGACCUCACCUAACUCUUCUGUUUGCAUAUAGACCCUUUCUUUCUUCAAAUUACACGAUGUGUGCAGUUGAAGCAAAUGAGUAUUUAAAAAAAAAUCUGGUUUUCAGGCUGUAAAAAUAAUAACCUUUUCUAACAAACUCUAGCCAACACAAUUAAAUAAAGUGUGU
This is a messenger RNA of Pungitius pungitius (ninespine stickleback), 4565 nucleotides long. RefSeq lists its product as uncharacterized. The coding region runs from base 1259 to 2062 and encodes 267 amino acids. The transcript has 3 exons. Lineage: Eukaryota; Metazoa; Chordata; Actinopteri; Perciformes; Gasterosteidae. The record is from RefSeq and is a predicted model, not a curated record.